AUUUACCUUUAUGGAGAACCACGCCAAGCUGGUGCAGCACAGAUGGCAGCCUGUUCCUGUUUUGGGGACCUUCUCAUAGACUCAGAUGAGACUGUGAUGGCCACCCCGAGGGGCCAGUGCUGAUACGUUUCCUAGCCCCAGUCAUUGUUCAUCCUGACAUCAUUUCCAAUCUCAAUAUCUAAAUGCCACAGUGCUCUUGGGGCAAGUUGGGCUGGGAACCACUGUUGCCUUGUAAGGAGUAAUCUCAGUACAUGAUGUUAGUUCUCACCUGCUGCCAUGUAAGAGUCCAAGUACCUGCCAGGUGCAUAUAGACCAUAAAACCAUGGGAAACGCAGAAAGUCAAAAUGUAGUGCAUGAGUUUUAUGGAGAAAAGCACGCGAGCCUGGGGCGCAAACACACGUCGCGUUCCCUGCGCCUGUCGCACAAGGCGCGGCGGACCAGGCACGCCUCCUCGGGGAAGGUGAUCCACAGGACCUCCGAAGUGACCACCCGAUCCAGCAGCACUCCCAGUAUCCCCCAGUCCCUGGCUGAAAAUGGCUUGGAGCCCUUCUCCCAAGAAGGCACCCUGGAGGACUUCGGGAGCCCCAUUUGGGUGGACCGAGUGGAUAUGGGCUUGAGACCCGUGUCUUACACAGAUUCUUCCGUCAGUCCCAGUGUAGGCAGCAGCAUCGUCCUUGCAGCAGCCUCUGUGCAGAGCAUGCCAGACUCGGAGGAGAGCAGGCUUUACGGGGAUGACGCUACGUACUUGGCGGAGGGAGGCAGGAGGCAGCAUCCCUCUACAUCCGAUGGGCCCACUUUCACGGAGACGGCGAGCUUUAAGAAGAAACGCUCCAAAUCUGCAGACAUCUGGCGGGAGGACAGCCUGGAAUUCUCACUCUCUGAUCUGAGCCAAGAACAUUUAACAAGCAACGAAGAGAUCUUGGGUUCUGCCGAAGAGAAAGAUUGCGAGGAGACUCGGGGGAUGGAAGCCGCGGCGAGUCCGCGGCAGCUCACUGCCUGUCAACGUGCCAAUUCGCUGGGGGACUUGUAUGCUCCUCAGAAAACCUCCGGGGCGACGGCGGACGGGGGGCGGAGGGGCAAAUUUGCAGGCUACUGUCGGAAUUUGGUGUCUGAUAUUCCUGAUCUUGCGAACCAUAAGAUGCCACCGGCUGCUGCCGAAGAGGCUCUUCCGUACAGUAAUUAUAACACACUUCCCUGUAGGAGAUCUCACUGUCUUUCUGAAGGUGCCACCAACCCGCAAAUGAGCCAUAACAACAGCAUGCAAGGCAGAAGAGCAAAAACCACUCAGGAUGUUAACGCGGGCGAGGGUAGCGAGUUUGCCGACAGUGGGAUCGAAGGGGCCACCACCGACACGGACCUCCUGUCCAGGCGAUCCAAUGCCACCAACUCCAGCUACUCUCCCCCCACCGGCCGCGCCUUUGUAGGCAGCGACAGCGGCAGCAGCUCCACCGGGGAUGCAGCCCGCCAGGGGGUGUACGAGAACUUCCGACGGGAGCUGGAGAUGAGCACCACCAACAGCGAGAGCCUGGAGGAGGCGGGCUCGGCGCACAGCGACGAGCAGAGCAGCGGUACCCUGAGCUCCCCGGGCCAGUCCGACAUCCUGCUCACGGCCGCGCAGGGCACAGUGCGUAAGGCCGGGGCCCUGGCAGUCAAGAACUUCCUGGUGCACAAGAAGAACAAGAAGGUGGAGUCGGCCACCCGGAGGAAGUGGAAGCACUACUGGGUGUCCUUGAAAGGGUGCACUCUCUUUUUCUACGAGAGCGAUGGUAGGUCUGGAAUAGACCACAACAGCAUCCCCAAGCAUGCCGUCUGGGUGGAGAACAGCAUCGUGCAGGCCGUGCCUGAGCACCCCAAGAAGGACUUCGUCUUCUGCCUCAGCAAUUCCCUGGGUGAUGCCUUCCUUUUUCAGACCACCAGCCAGACGGAGCUGGAGAACUGGAUCACUGCCAUCCAUUCUGCCUGUGCAGCCGCUGUCGCAAGGCACCAUCACAAAGAAGACACACUCCAACUGCUGAAGUCGGAAAUAAAAAAGCUGGAACAGAAGAUUGAUAUGGAUGAAAAGAUGAAGAAAAUGGGCGAAAUGCAGCUGUCUUCAGUCACUGAUUCAAAGAAGAAGAAAACUAUAUUAGAUCAGAUCUUUGUUUGGGAGCAGAAUCUUGAACAGUUCCAAAUGGACCUGUUUCGCUACCGCUGUUAUUUAGCCAGCCUCCAAGGUGGGGAGCUGCCCAACCCUAAAAGGCUACUUGCCUUUGCAAGCCGUCCAACGAAAGUGGCAAUGGGCCGCCUUGGAAUCUUUUCUGUAUCAUCUUUUCAUGCGCUGGUGGCCGCUCGCACUGGUGAAACUGGAGUCAGAAGACGUACUCAGGCCAUGUCCAGAUCUGCCAGCAAGAGAAGGAGCAGGUUUUCUUCUCUUUGGGGUCUGGACACUACCUCCAAAAAGAAGCAGGGACGCCCAAGCAUCAAUCAGGUGUUCGGUGAGGGAACUGAGGCUGUAAAGAAAUCUUUAGAGGGAAUAUUUGAUGACACUGUUCCAGAUGGCAAGACGGAGAAAGAAAUGGUCUUACCCAGCGUCCACCAGCACAACCCUGACUGUGACAUUUGGGUCCACGAGUAUUUCACUCCGUCCUGGUUCUGUCUGCCAAAUAAUAAGCCAGUCCUGACAGUUGUCCGGCCAGGGGACACGGCCCGGGACGCCCUGGAGCUGAUCUGCAAGGCACAUAGACUGGAUCAUUCAGCUCACUACCUGCGCCUGAAAUUUCUAAUAGAAAACAAAAUGCAACACUACGUGCCAAAGCCCGAGGAGGACAUUUAUGAGCUGCUGUACAAAGAAAUUGAAAUUUGUCCAAAAGUCACUCAGAACAUCCAGAUUGAGAAGUCAGAUACAGCCGGUGAUAAUUAUGGCUUUUCACUUUCUUCUGUGGAAGAAGAUGGUGUUCGAAGGCUCUACGUGAAUAGUGUAAAGGAAACUGGCUUAGCUUCCAAGAAAGGCCUGAAAGCGGGAGAUGAGAUUCUUGAGAUCAAUAAUCGUGCUGCGGGCACCCUGAAUGCUUCUGUACUCAAAGAUUUCCUCGCGCAGCUGUCCCUGGGCCUCCUGGUGAGGACCUACCCCGAGCUGGAGGGAGGAGCAGAGCUGCUGGGGAGCCCGCCCCUCCGGCUGGACGGCCCCGCCGACCUCAGCGAGAACCCUCUCGCCUUUCUCACCAGCAACACAGGGCACAGCCUCUGCAGCCAGCAGGGCAGUAUUGCUGAGACUGCUCUGGAGGAGACCGAAGGGCCAGACUUGGAAUCCUCAGAUGAGACUGAUCACAGCAGCAAGAGCACGGAACAGGUGGCCGCAUUUUGCCGCAGUCUGCACGAGAUGAACUCCUCUGACCCGAGCCCGUCCCCCCAGGACUCUGCCGGGCCUCAGCUGGCCACCAUGAGACAGCUCACGGAUGCCGAUAAGCUGCGCAAGGUCAUCUGUGAGCUCCUGGAGACGGAGCGCACCUAUGUGAAAGACUUAAACUGUCUCAUGGAGAGAUACCUAAAACCUCUUCAAAAAGAAACUUUUCUCACCCAAGAUGAGCUUGAUGUGCUCUUUGGAAAUUUAACUGAAAUGGUAGAGUUUCAAGUAGAAUUCCUUAAAACUCUAGAAGAUGGAGUGAGAUUGGUACCUGAUCUGGAAAAGCUUGAGAAAGUUGAUCAAUUUAAGAAAGUGCUGUUCUCUCUGGGGGGAUCCUUUCUGUAUUAUGCUGAUCGCUUCAAGCUCUACAGUGCCUUCUGUGCCAGCCACACGAAGGUCCCCAAGGUCCUGGUGAAAGCCAAGAUGGAUGUGGCUUUCAAGGCGUUCCUGGAUGCCCAGAACCCGAAGCAGCAGCACUCGUCCACUCUGGAGUCUUACCUCAUCAAGCCCAUCCAGAGGAUCCUCAAGUACCCGCUUCUGCUGAAGGAGCUUUUUGCUCUGACGGACGCGGAAAGCGAGGAACACUACCACUUGGACUUGGCCAUCAAGACUAUGAAUAAGGUUGCAAGUCAUAUCAAUGAAAUGCAGAAAAUCCAUGAAGAAUUUGGGGCUGUGUUUGACCAGCUGAUUGCUGAACAGACUGGUGAGAAAAAAGAGGUUGCAGAUCUGAGCAUGGGGGACCUGCUUUUGCACACCACUGUGAUCUGGCCAAACCCGCCGGCCUCGCUGGGAAAGUGGAAAAAGGAGCCCGAAUUGGCAGCUUUUGUCUUCAAAACUGCUGUGGUCCUUGUGUAUAAAGAUGGUUCCAAACAGAAGAGGAAACUUGUAAGACUUCUUAUUUCACCCCAUAGUUUCAAAGUGAUCUCCCUCACUGUUUCUCAGUUGUAUCUGCGUAAUUGUAAUUCUGCACCUUUGUCAGGCGUAGGAUCUCACAGGCUUUCAAUUUACGAGGACUGGGACCCCUUCCGAUUUCGACACAUGAUUCCUACCGAAGCUUUGCAGGUUCGGGCUUUGGCAAGUGCAGAUGCAGAAGCAAAUGCUGUGUGUGAAAUUGUCCACGUAAAAUCGGAGUCUGAAGGGAGGCCAGAGAGGGUCUUCCACCUGUGCUGCAGCUCCCCAGAGAGCAGAAAGGAUUUCUUGAAGGCUGUGCAUUCCAUCCUGCGUGAUAAGCAUAGAAGACAGCUCCUGAAGACCGAAAGCCUUCCCUCAUCCCAGCAAUAUGUCCCUUUUGGAGGAAAGCGAUUGUGUGCGCUGAAAGGGGCCAGGCCAGCCAUGAGCAGGGCAGUGUCCGCCCCAAGCAAGUCUCUUGGGAGGAGGAGGCGGCGACUGGCCCGAAACAGGUUUACCAUUGAUUCUGAUGCCAUCUCCGCCAGCAGCCCGGAGAAAGAGUCCCAGCAGCCCCCCGGUGGCGGGGACACUGACCGCUGGGUAGAGGAACAGUUUGAUCUUGCUCAGUAUGAGGAGCAGGAUGACAUCAAGGAGACAGACAUCCUCAGUGACGAUGAUGAGUUCUGUGAGUCCGUGAAGGGCGCCGCGGCGGACAGAGACCUGCAGGAGCGGCUUCAGGCCGCCUCCAUCAGUCAGCGGGAGAGAGGCCAGAAGCCCCUGGAUAGUCACGCAUCCCGCAUGACGCAGCUCAAGAAGCAAGCCGCCCUGUCGGGCAUCAACGGAGGCCCGGAGAGCACGAGCGAGGAGGUUAUUUGGGUUAGGCGAGAAGACUUUGCCCCCUCCAGGAAGCUGAACACUGAGAUCUGACUGUCACGUUCCCCGGUAGAGACAGUCCUUGUAGAUACGUCUCCCGCCCCGCCCCCUACUCCACCCCCCUCCCGGACUCGCGAGGGGGAGAAUGUUCCCUUUAAGUCGCACUCUUGCACAGACGGUUUUGGCAGCUGACUUUGUUCUGAAGCCAUGUAGCCACCCAACUUUAUCGUUUCUAACAACAUCGGAAAGAAUUGUUCAAGAAGCCCAAAUCAGCUUGAGUCCUAUCUCUCUAUAUCACCAAGGGCUUUUAUUUAUUCUCAAUUAAUCAGGGCCUAAAGAAUUAAAAAAAAAAAAAAAUUCUAUAGCACUGGAAAGCAAAUUACCCCAGGAGUUGAAGUAUGUACUACAGAUUAGUUUAAAGGGUAGCACACGAAAAAAUAAUUAAAGAUUCUAUCUGAAAUCAAUCCAGGAGCCAUCUCCUAGUUGGGGAAACAAAGCAACUGUACAGCUUGCAGUGUUCUUACUCCUUUCCCUCGUAAAUGUCUGAGAAUAUCUGUGUAUUUUAAGAAUGUGUGAGGAGAAGGUGGAGAUUUAUGUUUCCUUGAGCCUUUUUUUUUUUUUUUCUUUUUUUCUUUUCCUCUUCUGUUUAGGUCUAUGGCUGGUCUUACUCGAUGUCGGUGUUCGGAAGUUCUAGUUUUGCAUAGAAUUAUAAAGAUGCCAAACUCCUUGGAAAGAGAUCCAAAUUUAUCACUUGAAAGAAAAAAAAACACUAUUUUUUGUAUUUUACCUGAGAUGCAGGGGGCACAAACAGAUGAGACUUUUACACAGUGUUAGUGUAACUCUGAGUUUAAAAAAUGAGGAUUUUACCUUUUACAGAGAGAGUGAGGUGUGGUGAUUUUAUAUUUAUAUAUGAAAGGCCAACAAGAUGCUUAGGAGAAACUUUUUUCCCAAGAAGCAGCUUUGGUUUUUUUGUUUCGUUUUGUUUUUUAAUUUAAAUGUUUGAAUCUCUAUUUGAGAUGGGAGCUUGGUUGGAUUAAACAUGACACCGGGAUGGGCAAUGUGUGUGUCUGUUGCACAUGGCGGGGGAGGGGAGACUCCUCCUCAUGGGGUUGCCAUGGUGAUCAUUGGUUUUCCCAUCAUAGUUGCAUCUUCAUCCAUAGAUUACCUACUUCUUCCCUGACAGUCCAUAACCAAACCGUUUAACAAAACCACCUCUUCAAAAACAUGUCUUGGGUUUAACACCUUCUUCAUGCCAACAAAACAGGGUAAACAUGCUAAAAAAGCUAAUGUUCUAAACAGAUUUCCAAAUAGGAAGAACAAAAACAAGUUAAAGCACUUUCAAUUUUUUCUUUUUUUAAAAAAAAGGUUGAUAGCUUUUUUUUUUCCCAUUUCACAAUGUCCACUUCCUAAGAAAGGUUUAAAUAAUAUGAAAACUUUCUUUUUGGGGAAAAUAUCUAUUUGAUGUUUGACACAUCAGUAGGUACUUUAAAGACCUGAAUUUUAUAGUAGCUUUAGGAAUUAUAUUUUAUAAAAAUCAGUUAUGACUUUAUAUUUCCAGACAAUAGAGAGUUCAGAACAUCAUGCUCUUGUGCCCCUGCUUGCUUUACCUGCUUUCCCACCCUGUAUCCCUCCCCUUUCGGGUUUCCAGGGCUUUGAGCUUGAUCUUUUGAGAGUUUUAUUCUAUUAAAUUUUUGCUAUAUCUUCUGAUUUUCUUAAAGAGCUUUAGAAUGAUUUCUGUACCCUUCGUAUCACUGCAUUGUUCCAUUUCAUCUCCAGUUCGAUUGUGUCUGGGUGGAAAACUGAAGCAGAGGCUUCUAAUAGUCCCAUUUACCAGUCCCAGUGCAACGGGUUUGUCUGAAAAUGCUGGAAAGUCUGGUGCUUGGAGAGGGUGCCAUUGUCUCUUGUACAUAAGGUCAUGAUGUGUCUAUGUCAAAAGUUCUUAUAUAUUUCUUUUAUAAGCUGAAAGAAGGUCUAUUUUUAUGUUUUUAGGUCUAUGAAUGGAACGUUGUAAAUGCCUGUCAAACAAUAAAAAAUAUUGA
Physeter macrocephalus (sperm whale) is the source of this 7182-nucleotide messenger RNA. RefSeq names its product TIAM Rac1 associated GEF 1 (gene TIAM1). Gene Ontology annotation, cellular component: cytosol; plasma membrane; synapse. Gene Ontology annotation, molecular function: guanyl-nucleotide exchange factor activity; protein binding. The coding region runs from base 323 to 5197 and encodes 1624 amino acids. Gene Ontology annotation, biological process: positive regulation of axonogenesis; small GTPase-mediated signal transduction; activation of GTPase activity. The transcript has 28 exons. NCBI's taxonomy places the organism in Eukaryota, Metazoa, Chordata, Mammalia, Artiodactyla, Physeteridae. The record is from RefSeq and is a predicted model, not a curated record.